CUUCUCCUUGCACCGAGCAACAAGACCCAAGCCACCGACACACCUCCCCUUGAAAACUGAAAAAUCCCAGAUCUGCCUUGCUCUGUUCCUUCCGUCUGUUGCUCCUGCUUUGUGGGGGCGAAUUGCUUUGGUUUCUAGUAAGAAACAGCCACCAAUUUCUCUGUUCUUCCUUAAAUUGGCUUGGGUUUACCUUAAUUUCUCUUGGUUUCUCCAAUUUCCGGUAGAUUCCCCCUGAAUUUUCUGCACUUCUCGUCGGCUCCUCCCUCAAUCUGCAGCUUUGGUUUGCUUGCUGAAAUUCUGGUAUGGACAGCUCCUCCAAGCCAAAAUUUCCUCAAUUAGUUGCUGAAUUUUGUCCAUUUAUUCAUUGCCCUAUGUGUCUGAAUUUUCUGCUGGAAAUAGGGGAGAAUUUUGACAGUAAUUAGACCAUGAUUUAGCUUAAUUCAAGUAGAAAAUUAGUUUAUUUUGGCUGUUGUAUUUUUGGAGAAAAUCCCAUGAGAUUAGCUAUUGUUUUGCCAAUUUAUGGAAUUGCAGUUACUGUUCAUUACGUGAUUACUGUUCACGGGUACGGUUUACGCACUAAUGGCCAACAAUUAACGGGGAUGAAAUGUUUAGUUUGUAAUAUAAGAAUAAAUUUGGAGUUGUCCGAUUAUAUGGAGACUAAUAGAAAUAGCAUUGUGAUUAGGGGUGAUCCUAAUGAAGUUUUCACUUUGAAUUUGUGAUAGUAUAUUAUUAAUUCUGGGAUAUUUUGAUUAGGUUCUUGAGUGUUCUGUCACCCGAGUACUUGGCUUGAGUUCCAGAGUGAGGUAAGUAAAUUUAUGGUAAUGCUCGUACAGUUUUUAAAAGCAUGUUUUGACUUGUUUUUGAAGUGAUGGCGGGACUAAACCUGUUUUAUACAAAAGUAAGUAUGACUGAUUUGAAAUGAAAUUUUUAUGCUUUUCAUUAAAUUGAGCAUGCCUACUCAAAAUUUAAUUGAUUGUCCUGAUGAUCUGAAAGUGAUAGGUGAAUUAUGGUUUUUCUGUUAACUUUUACCUGUUUUGUCUCCGAUGUAGUCAUGUUAUUAGUGUGCCCGCUAGUGGGAGGUUUAAAAACACUAGCACAUGUCGACAUGUUAUUGAUAGAACCGGUUUAUUCGAGUGACCCUGCUAGUGGGGGUUAUACACCAGCAAAUAGUGUAGCCUGCCAAUGGGAGGUUUAUAACACUAGCCACGACCUAUAGAAGGGACGUCUAUUUCGUUCCGUACUGUAUCCGUUUUUCAUGAUUAUACUUGUUGGCAUGCUAUAAGUUUAAUUAAGGGCUAUCCAUAUUUAUUUACUGAGUUUAUCUCAUAGUUUUUCCUUGUCCACCAUUUCAGGGAGCAAAGUCAAAGACAGGAAAAACGAGGGGAGUGACAAGUUAAAAGGCUAGCCAUCUUGUAAAUUGAAUAUAGAUUUUAGAUAUAAAUCAUGAUCUUGUAAACUAGACUUUAUUUGGAGAUUUUAUGAUAUUAAAGCAAAUUUUAAAAU
Molecule: messenger RNA, 1503 nt
Organism: Rubroshorea leprosula
Lineage: Eukaryota; Viridiplantae; Streptophyta; Magnoliopsida; Malvales; Dipterocarpaceae
Source: the annotation of a GenBank genome assembly